This is a messenger RNA of Prorocentrum cordatum, 564 nucleotides long. The record is from the annotation of a GenBank genome assembly. NCBI's taxonomy places the organism in Eukaryota, Dinophyceae, Prorocentrales, Prorocentraceae.
AGCCGUUUCGCCUCAGAGAUGUUCAGCUGCCGGCGCCGCUCGCCAUGCAGCACGCCCACUACGUCUCCGUGAUCGGCGCGUACAGCCGCUGGAAGUUGUGGCAGCGGGCGGUCUCCGUGCUGGCCGAGAUGGAGCAGGCGGACGUGAGGCCCGACCUGCGCACGUUCACCGCCCUGAUGGGCGCGUGCGCGCGCGGCCGCCGCUGGGCGGGCUCGCUGCAGCUGCUGGGCGCCGUGGAGGGGCGGGGCCUGCGCGCGGACGCCGUCACCUGGCAGGUGCUGGCGAAGGCGGCGGCGGCCGGGCGCAGCUGGGCCCACGCGGUUGGGCUGAUGGCGCGCAUGCGGCAGCAGGACCUCGAGCCCGGCGUGGCCGUCGUCAAGGGCGCCGUUGUGGCCUGCAUCGGCCAGGGGCAGUGGCCGCGCGCCUGCCGGCUGCUGGAGGAGCUGCCCGGGUGCGGUGGCGCUGGGGUGCUCGGCGAGGCAGCCUGCGCGUUGGGACGCGGUAGCUACGUCGACCAGGCCAGGGUCCUGCUGCUGGACGUGAGGGCGAGGGGGCUGCAGCUAG